AAGUAACUGGAUCUUCCUGAGGUCUGCUGAGUAGUGUCGUCUUAUAAAUGGAAAAUGGGAGAGCUCACACCUUGACAGUCUUGUUCAUCCUCACGUGUGCUCUGGGAUACGUAACCUUGUUUGAAGAGACACCACAAGAUACAGCCUACAAUACAAAGAGAGGUAUUGUUGCCAGUAUUUUGGUUUUCUUAUGUUUUGGAGUUACACAAGCUAAAGAUGGACCGUUUUCAAGACCUCAUCCAGCUUACUGGAGGUUUUGGCUUUGCGUCAGCGUUGUAUAUGAGCUCUUCCUCAUCUUUAUACUCUUUCAGACUGUACAAGAUGGCAGACAGUUUAUGAAGUACAUUGAUCCGAAUUUAGGGGUUCCCUUGCCAGAAAGAGACUAUGGUGGCAACUGCCUUAUCUAUGAUCCUGGCAAUGAAACUGAUCCGUUUCACAAUAUCUGGGACAAACUGGAUGGAUUUGUUCCUGCUCACUUUUUUGGCUGGUACCUAAAAACAUUAAUGAUUCGAGACUGGUGGAUGUGUAUGAUCAUCAGCGUAAUGUUUGAAUUUCUGGAAUACAGUCUGGAACACCAGCUUCCAAACUUCAGUGAAUGUUGGUGGGAUCACUGGAUAAUGGAUGUGAUCUUAUGUAACGGAUUAGGAAUUUACUGUGGGAUGAAGACUCUGUCUUGGCUCUCUUUGAAAACAUACAAAUGGCAAGGACUUUGGAACAUUCCUACAUACAAAGGUAAAAUGAAGAGGAUUGUCUUCCAGUUCACUCCGUAUAGCUGGGUCAAAUUUGAGUGGAAGCCAGCGUCCAGCUUACGCAGAUGGCUAGCAGUUUGUGGCAUAAUCUUUGUAUUUUUAUUGGCAGAGCUGAACACAUUUUACUUGAAGUUUGUCCUUUGGAUGCCACCAGAACACUACUUGGUCCUGUUGCGACUUGUCUUUUUUGUCAAUGUGGGAGGUGUGGCUAUGAGGGAGAUCUACGACUUCAUGGAUGACCCGAAGUUCCAUAAGAAACUGGGUCAGCAGGCUUGGCUGGUUGCUGCUAUUACUGCCACAGAGUUUCUGAUCGUCGUGAAGUACGAUCCCUAUACUCUUACGCUUUCUCUUCCUUUCUACAUUACGCAGUGCUGGAUCUUGGGGAUCAUACUUGUGCUCACCUGGACAGCCUGGCGUUUCUUCAUUCGUGACAUCACCUUGCGUUAUAAGGAGAUAAGACGACAGAAGCAAGAGCACAAAUAUGACAGGGACAAAUGCUUGAGCAAUGGUGAUGGACAUUCUUCGAUGCUGGAUGAACAAAAUGGGAACAAACUAAGGGAAAGGAAACUUUGAGCAACAGUCAAAGGGCUAAAAGGGACUCGUAGUGCUCAAGUUAGCCUGGUGGACAGUUUCAACCUUAUUCUACCUAAUUUGUAAUUUUCAUUGUUAGUUUUCCAACAUAUGAAAAUCCUCUUGGGAAAAAGAUGCCCCUUUGACGUACGCACCCUUUCUCCUCAUGUACACCUAGUCAGAGUUGGAGAAAGUCUGUGUAGAGGGAAGUCAGAACCAACACCGUUGCAACAAGAAGGAGUCUUCAUUCAAGCAUGUUAUAUGUCUUCCUUGCAAAACAAGGUUUGGAGAAAAAGGGGCUUUAAAACAAAGUGCAAAGGGAAUCUUGUUGAUCUGUUUCCAGUAAACUGAGAUUUCAAUUUUGACAUUUGGGCAUUAGGAAUACUUGUUUUGGAGAAUACAGACAUGCGUCACAGGAAAUGAAUUUUGUAUUUCUGCUGAAACUACCUUGAGCUGUGGAGUAGUAUUAUGUAAUAUUGUCAGCCGCCAAUUAACAGAGCUGCAGUGAGAUAAACAAAGAUAUGUGACUGAAGCUGGUGAACAAGUUGCAUAACUUGCACAGAAUAUAAUACAGUACACUACUGUUACAGCCCCUGUAAUGCUGGGGUUAUUGCCUUUCUCUAAUCUGACUUUUGACAUCCUAGAAUAGCCUAUGAUAGUUUUAUGUUAUAUCAAAGCCCUUGGGAGGCAGAAGAUUUCUCCUUAGCUCUUUUUAUCAUUAUUAUUGGUCAUCUCUCAAAUGUAAGGGAAAGUUAAACAAGAAAGCUCAAUCUGCCUUUCAUUAGCUUCAUGGAGUAAAAUAUGUUACAAGCAGAAAACUAGGAGUUAACUCCAUCAGUCUUAAGUUAUUUGCCUUAUUCUCAACUAUUUUGUUUUGCUUAUCAAGAGGUUUUCGUUCUUGGUGUCUGCUGUAUGAGGCAUGUGAGGUUCCUCCAGCCUUCAGAACUGCUCCAUUCCUCUCAAAGGUAACUCGAGACUCGGCAGCCUCCUGAGGCAAACUGGAAAAAGGCGUUUUGUGCAGUCACGCACAAAAUAGCCAUUAACGCGCUGCCAUCGCUGCCAAAAGAACAAACGAAGGGAAAGUGCAUAGUUCUUUCCCAAGUAAUGUGCCGCAGUGGAGAGUCUGCAGGCCAGGCUAGACAGCAUUUUUGCUGGUGACUCAGCACCUAGGAAAAGAAAUUAGAAACCUGGGCUUCAUUUUUUGGGUCCUUAUUCCAAAAUGUAAGUGCUACACUAAGCCUCAGUUUAGGGGAGGCAUCAACUACCCCUGCUCUAGGCCUUUGCAUUGGCCUCUAAGACACUGACAGAACUGUAAGCAUAUCACUAUUAAAAAUACAGUAUUCUAACCUGGCUAUUAAAUGAUACGUUAUGCUAUUUUUCAGGGAAGGGUUUAUUCAGAAAAAAAAAAAGAUAUAAACACCACCAGUAAAAAGUAAAAUUUCAAGAGCUUGACCUUAAACCUUUUAAGUGGCAGGAGACUUGCAGAGCUGCUGCCUUUAGCAAACAUCCAUUUCUGACCUGUUUUGGUCUUCUACUUGAAUGACAACCAAAAUCUGCAUUUCUGCCGUGUUUACAGAGUGACCCAAAUACUUUCUACCCCUAAACAAUGGGCACUUAGCACUAGGGCAGGCUUUAAUCGAUGGAGCAGUUCAAUUGCAUCUAAAGAGCUCAGCAAGUGAAGCAAAGUUUGUGGGCUGAGGAGGCUGCUCCUGUUGCUUAAUAGAUCGAGAGGAGGGUGACCAAUAUGAGAGGUAGCAUCAGGCUUCUUUCUUGAGUAUGUACAAUGUACUGUGGAUAGUCACACAACGGCUGCUCUUAAACCAUAGUAUUUUGCUGCUGUAAGGUAGUGAAAAAUGUAGGGCUGUGUAACUAGAUGCUGACAAGUUUGAAAAUGGGCAGACAGUGCUGAGUUGAGCGAGUAUUUAUUUCUAUGCCUUUCCACCCAGAGUCGUUCUAGUUCCAGCUUUACACCAGUCUUAUGAACUGUUAACUGAUUGUCUGGUAGCUAGUACCAGUGUAUUGUGCUUGUAUAGUCCAGUUGAGCAAGGCUCAGGUCAAUGUAUUUCCAUUCUGUCUGUGCUGAUUAAUACUGUGGGUCCCCUUUCUGACCUCUUUGAAGUACAACCUUCUGGGUCGGUUUCAUGAUUCAGGCGGUACCAGGCACACUCGGGGAGGAUUUGUCGUUGUACCCCCACCCCCCAGACCCACUUGUGUGCAUUUGAGGCAACCGAAGAAUACCUGCUCCCUAAUAACAAGUCUAGAAUUUUGACCUACUACAUGAACACUAACUUAUGUUUGUCUACGUUCAUCUAAACAGCUUUUAUGGUUAGUCUGGACAACUGAACCAAUGUAAUAAAGCAACGUUUGCUGGUG
Molecule: messenger RNA, 3692 nt
Organism: Struthio camelus australis
Lineage: Eukaryota; Metazoa; Chordata; Aves; Struthioniformes; Struthionidae
Gene: PTDSS2
Product: phosphatidylserine synthase 2
Biological process (GO): phosphatidylserine biosynthetic process
Molecular function (GO): L-serine-phosphatidylethanolamine phosphatidyltransferase activity
Source: RefSeq, a predicted model, not a curated record